Molecule: messenger RNA, 1852 nt
Organism: Phoenix dactylifera (date palm)
Lineage: Eukaryota; Viridiplantae; Streptophyta; Magnoliopsida; Arecales; Arecaceae
Gene: ABC4
Product: UbiA prenyltransferase family protein
Biological process (GO): phylloquinone biosynthetic process
Cellular component (GO): membrane
Molecular function (GO): prenyltransferase activity
Source: RefSeq, a predicted model, not a curated record
GGCAAAAUCGGUGGUGGACUUUCAGAUAAUUUCUCCAACUUUCUGAGUCUUCGCUGCAUCGAGUUCGACGAAGAAACGUCGGAGGCUCCAUAAAAUAAUCUCCAGUCCUUCUGUCUUCUUCUCGUCCAAUUCAUGGCGACUGCCCUUCCUUUCCUCCCCCUUCUCCUCUCCAAACCUUCUUCCCCUCCACCUCCUUCCCUUUCACGGAGAACCACCACGCGUCCCUUAAGAAAGUGUGGCAAAUUGGCCGUGGCAGCGAGGAAGCCAUGGCCUCCCCUUUGGCCGCGGUCUUCUUCCCAGCCGACGCCCGAAGUUGCGCGCGAAGGCGACGCAGAUGAGAUAUCGAGGGCGACGCUUUUGUGGAGAGCCGCCAAAUUGCCCAUCUACUCUGUGGCGUUGGUCCCUCUCACCGUAGGCAGCGCUGCAGCUUAUCUCCAGACAGGCUUAUUCUUUGCCAAGCAUUACUUUGUGAUCUUAUCUGCAUCAAUGCUUGUGAUUACUUGGCUAAAUUUGAGCAAUGAUGUUUAUGAUUUUGAUACUGGCGCAGACCGACACAAAAAAGAAUCUGUUGUUAAUAUCAUUGGCAGUCGGACGGUUACACAAUAUGCCGCCAACAUAUCACUUGCGCUUGGCUUUAUGGGGCUGAUCUGGGCAUCCAUAGAAGCAGGAGACGUCCGAUCCAUCUUAUUAGUGGCAUAUGCUAUACUGUGUGGGUAUGUUUAUCAGUGUCCUCCAUUUCGAUUAAGUUACCAAGGACUUGGAGAACCAUUGUGCUUUGCAGCAUUUGGUCCAUUUGCCACUACAGCGUUCUAUUUCACUAACAGAAGCAAAUAUUUAACAAGGUUCAUUUAUAAGAGUAUCUACUUGCUCAUUCAUGAUUUGUUGGAUUGGAUAACUCCAUUUAAUCACGUCAUGCAAAUUUUCAGCGGACUAAGCCAUCUCCCUCUCACUGGAACAGUUUUGUCAGCAUCUGUUCUUGUUGGGUUAACAACCACUUUUAUUCUUUUCUGCAGCCAUUUUCACCAGAUUGAUGGAGAUCGAGCUGUUGGAAAGAUGUCUCCCCUGGUCAGAAUUGGCACCAGAGCAGGCUCCAAAGUGGUGAGAUUUGGAAUCGUCUCACUUUAUUUUCUUUUGCUGGCUUUUGGAUUAUGCAAAACUCUUCCUUUGACCUGUGUUUUUCUCUGUGCUCUGACCCUACCAGUAGGAAAGAUUGUUGUAGACUAUGUCGAAGAAAAUCACAAUGAUAACAACAAGAUUUUCAUGGCAAAAUAUUAUUGUGUGCGGCUGCAUGCUUUGUUUGGGAUUGCAUUAGCUCUUGGAUUGUGGCUAGCUAGAGCUGGAAAUAAAGCAUGACCAUUGAUGGAAUCUUGACUUCAUUGGACUCCGGAAAAUAUCAAACUUGGGUUGCAUGAGGGCAGUUGUAAAAGUAAAUGACCAUUCUUUCUUGAUGCUCAGUUGGACGGUUGCGGAUUGUUUGGUAUAAAUUCUGCCAUUUGGUACCCGAUGCUUCUAAAUGUGAUCUCUCUAAGAUUUUAGUUGAUUAUUUUCCUUUCAUGAUGGGGAAAUACAAUCAAUAGCUGCCCAUUAUAUGAGCGACAUGCGAAUGCUUCAGGACGGUGCUAAUAUGCCAGGGCCAAAGGAUGGACCUUGCAUUCAAGACAUUUCUGAAAGGUUAAUGGUAUGCUGUUCAUGCUUCAAGUGGAGUAAGCACAAUAACGAAGGCCAUUCUCCAAGCCCUGUAUUCUUCUCACUGUUAUGUUAUGUAUUUGGAAUAUGAUACAUAAAUGUGCUAUGAACAUUGUGGAUAUAAGUUGAAUUUUAAUGAAACAUCUAUGAGCUUGAUUUUGAGUCA